AUGGCCGACACUUUGAAAGACAUUCCAGAGUUUUUUGAGACUGAGCUUGGCGAAUCCAUCAUUGCCCGUACCAAUGCAUUAGGCACAUUUCGUGAAUUGGGCCCGCCGGAUCUCUGUCACAUUAUAAAAGCCAAUGCCAAACCUGGAGUGAAAGAAAUUGGCAGUUAUCAUUAUAUCUCCGGCGUGGAUGCUUCUUCGUCGGCGUCCUUAGCUGUCUAUUUAAACUCGCUGACCUAUUCCAUGGAUGAAACACAAAAAUGGUUUACAAAAUCAAAUGCUUGGCGCAUUCGAUCCGGCAUCUAUUGCUGCUUCAAUGCAUUUGCUAAAGUGGAUGUUCGAGUGGAAGUAAAGAUUCCGGGAGGUGUGGAAAGUUACUAUGUCGACGUGCGUGGAGAGAGACACGAAGCUACGAGUGACAUAUGGCAGGAAACCUAUGUGUCAGCUAUUCUAAGAGCUAUUCUCUAUUCUGACGAUACUUACUAUCGGUUGGCAGGCUAUCGAAAAGUAGAUCCCAUCAACACUCUCGCAGCAGAGGAAAAGUUUUUGGAAGCAGUGGAAGCCUUAUUCUGGAACGGAUGGCGACUAGGCAGUCGACCCGAAAUUCAGGUGGCUACAGCUGUCCACAAUCAUUUAACAGACGGUGUGAUGAAGUAUUUUAGUGAUAGCUCUCGAUUCUCUCCAGCGAUUGACAUGUUUCAGAGAUUAUAUACGCAGGAUCCUGAAGUAGGAGCGUUGCUUGCCAGAGCUUAUCUUGGGCAACAUGAGGAAAUCAAAGCAGUCAGGGUGUUGCAUGAUGGAUUGAAGCAGUGUCCCAUGAGCUAUCCAUUGCUACAUGCACAAAUUGACUUUUUGAGGGACAAGGGCAAAUACGAUAUAGCAUUGACAUUGGCAAAAUACGCAGUCAACACAACGCCAUCUGAAUAUCUGACCUGGGCUAAAUUGACCGAAGUUUAUAUUGAUUUGAAGGAUUAUAAAAAUGCUUUAUUAACUUUGAACUCUUGCCCAAUGUUCACCUACAAUGAAAGGGAUAUGCAUCGUAUGCCUGCACCCAUGAAAACUCAUCUGCCUAUAAAGCCUGAUAUCAUCCAUUCUGGUAUACUAGAUGAAGACAUGUCUCCAGCAGAAUCCGAAGUGAACUCUACACUUUCGCGACUUCCAGCACCAGCACUACACGGCACAUUUGUGAAAGCUUAUUCCUUAUUGACACGACUCGCAGAGGCCCUCCCUUGGGAUGAGCUACUUCGAUAUCGAUCCGAAGUAUUUGUGAUGGAAGAGGAAUAUCGUAAACACAAAGCUGCGAAAGACAGUACGAAAGAGGAGCUUGACGAAAAGGUAAAACAUAGGACCCUUUCCAGUCGGGAAAAAGAGGCGAGCGAGAGCACCAUGUCUUCUCUUGCGGAUGCUCAUGUCGAACGUCCUGAACAAGCGGCUGAAGAGGCAAGCCAGGAUAAAGGUUCAGAGCAUCAUCAUCAACAACAACAACAACAACAACAACAACAAGAACAACAACAAGAACAGUCAUCUGAAGUGACGAUUAUAUUUGGCAACAAACGAUUAUGCGAACGUUGGCUAGAUAAUUUGUUCAUGGUACUCUAUGAAGAUUUGAGAGUGUAUACGUAUUGGAGAGCAGAGGUAGCCCAUAGUCAAGCGCAGAAGCGGACGUAUCGUAAGACAGGCGCGGAAUUUGAGCAUUUGGGCGAUUUAGCAUCACGAUUAUGGCAUGAGAAAGAAGCCAAAGAGGCCUAUGAAGCAUGUUUAGAUUGGAAAUUCUCCGCUAAAGCAUGGAUGAAGUUACUUCAAAUCUAUGCCAAGGAAGGAAACACUCAGAAAUCACUCUUAGCAGCUGUGAAACUUACCGUGUAUCAUGAAAGGUGGUAUCACGAAAUUGUGUAUCCUACAGAGAUUGCUCGUAACUUGAAUAUGCUCAUUGAAAAAGCUGGAUUAUCAAAAAUGCAGAAUAUCUUGAUGUCCAUGAAUCUUCCAAAGCCUGUUCAAAAGUUGAUGAGACGUUAUUUUGAAUACGGUGAAUUGUUCAAAGUAGAGGGUUAUGAGCUCUAA
Molecule: messenger RNA, 2058 nt
Organism: Mycotypha africana
Lineage: Eukaryota; Fungi; Mucoromycota; Mucoromycetes; Mucorales; Mycotyphaceae
Product: Chs5p-Arf1p-binding proteins-domain-containing protein
Exons: 11
Coding region: 1-2058 (685 amino acids)
Biological process (GO): Golgi to plasma membrane transport
Cellular component (GO): exomer complex
Molecular function (GO): protein binding
Source: RefSeq, a predicted model, not a curated record